This is a messenger RNA of Vanrija pseudolonga, 870 nucleotides long. RefSeq lists its product as uncharacterized. The coding region runs from base 1 to 870 and encodes 289 amino acids. The record is from RefSeq and is a predicted model, not a curated record. NCBI's taxonomy places the organism in Eukaryota, Fungi, Basidiomycota, Tremellomycetes, Trichosporonales, Trichosporonaceae. The transcript is spliced from 2 exons.
AUGGCCCCAGUGCUCGACCACACGUCGUACCCGCUGCUCAUCGACGAGAUCGUUGCCGCCGCGCCGGUGUCCUCGCUGCUCGAGCUGCGGCGGACCUCAAAAGCCUUCCGAGACCGCGUCGACGCGCUGCUCGUCUCGCACGCCGUGCUGGCGCUCAAGGACGGCGCGCCGGCACUGUACAUCCCCAAGGGGCACGAUGGCGCGGGGAAGCGGCUGCCCUACGUCCCCGGCCAUGUGUCGACGCUCGACGUUGACGUGAGCACUACGCGGCGGGACGACCUCGACCGGGCCCAGCUGGACGCGUACACUUCCCUGCGCGUCCUCCGCCGCUUUGGCCUCCCGCCGGGGAACGACGCGCCGCGUUUCGUCACGCACGACACCUUGGCCCAUGUGGUCGACUAUCUUCUGCUAGGGAGCCAGCGCGGGAGCCGCAGCGUGCGGUUCAACACGGCGGGCGAGACGCACGUCGUCCACCUGCGCUGGAACGAGCUCGCGCCGUCCCGCACCCACUUCGCGGUCACCGUCAGCCCAGCAACCAAGGAGCUCGUGUUCGUCCUCCACCCCUUCUCGCGGCCCGACCGGUGGACCAACAUCAUGGAGGCUACGCCCGAAAGGCCGCUGUUCACUGGCCUCAUCAACACCUUGUCGAGCCUCAUCUUCGCGCGCCGGUGGGGGCAGGUACAGUGUACCAUCGUCGGCCUGGAGAAUGUCCAUCCGAACACAAUCCCGCCUGGCGAGCACGUCAUGGAGCCGUUCAACCGCCCCGGCCUUGCAGCUGGCGCGGCUGCCUUCCGCGCUGCCUUCGCGCGAACCCUCAACGCAUCGCAGGCUGUGCGCGGUGUGCAGGAGACGGUCGACAGUCUUCUUUGA